Molecule: messenger RNA, 1773 nt
Organism: Neoarthrinium moseri
Lineage: Eukaryota; Fungi; Ascomycota; Sordariomycetes; Amphisphaeriales; Apiosporaceae
Exons: 2
Coding region: 1-1773 (590 amino acids)
Biological process (GO): regulation of DNA-templated transcription
Molecular function (GO): histone acetyltransferase activity
Source: RefSeq, a predicted model, not a curated record
AUGGCGCCCCAGAAGCGCAAGAGACCUCACGAUGAACCGCCCGCGACAGAACCCCCCACCCGUCGGACGACGCGACACAGCGAGACCGUAGCCACAGAACCGGAGAAGCAGCUCAGGAGCCGUCGCGUACGCGCAAACACGUUAGAGAACCCUCCCGCCGCCAUUUCAGGCUCCAAACCGGCGCCCACGACCGCAAAUGACGCGUCGAAGAGUAAGCCCGGCAAGGCUACGACCACCUUACCACGAUCAGCACCUCCGGCGCCCGCGACGAGGCGGACGAGGGGCCAGACUGCCGACAAGGAAGAGCCGGAGACUGAGGCGCCCCAAGCACUGGCCGAUGUCACCAAUAGGGUAGAACCUCGAGUGCAGGAGACGCGGCCAAAGCAGACCGCCGUGCCACCUCCCAAGAUACCCACGUCCCCAGUCGCCUCGAGAGCAGAACCGAAAGUGCAGGCGAACACAUCGCGUCCAAGGACAUAUAUUCCUCCGCCGAAACCACCUCCUCAGUCUCGUCCGCAAGCACCGGCGAGUUCUCUCGUAGACCCGGCCGCAGCUUCGGUUGUCACCCCCAAGCGACGUUCCUCAUCCGCUGUCGCCUUGAAACCGCCGCCGACUCCCCGAUCAGACCGCAAUAUCGACCAGGUCAUGCUCGGAAACAUAUGCUUCAAGACGUGGUAUCCAUCAUACUACAGCAAAGAGAUCCUGGGCGACGGACCAGGUAGUGGUGGCGCGAAGGAGCAUGGAGGGGCCAAGAUCGGAGGUGGAAAGAAGGACAAGGAGGUCAUGCUGGAUAGGCUUUACGUGUGCCCCUGCUGCUUCAAGUACUCCAAAGAGCUGCUGUCCUGGUCGGAACACGUUCGAUACUGCGAAAAGCAUGCACUGGUACCCGGCACCAAGGUCUACACCCAUCCCAAGGGAUCUGCAUUGGCCAAUGUGGCGGGUUCGACAAGUGCUUCCGCCAGAGCUGGGGGUCGGGGAGGUCAUGAAACCACAACCGAAGGCGAAUGGAGUGUAUGGGAGAUUGAUGGUGAAGUCGAUGUGCUCUUCUGUCAAAACCUUUCGCUCUUCGCGAAACUUUUCCUCGAUAACAAGUCGGUCUUCUUCGAUGUCACUGGCUUCAACUACUUCCUCCUAGUAUACACACCGCCGGUGGGCUCUGACAUCCCAGAUAUCCCACAAAGACCGCAAAUAUGUGGCUUCUUCUCGAAGGAGAAGAUGUCAUGGGAUAACAACAAUCUGGCAUGCAUUCUGGUCUUCCCACCCUGGCAACGGAAGGGACUAGGAGCUCUGCUCAUGGGUGUGUCGUAUGAAAUAUCACGGCGUGAAGGUGUACUCGGUGGGCCAGAGAAACCCAUCUCUGAGCUAGGCAGAAAGGGGUACAAGAGGUUCUGGGCGGGUGAGAUCGCCAGGUGGAUUCUCAGCCUCGAGCCGUCAGAUUCCCACGAGACCCGUGGAAGUGCCAAGAGAGAAACGUUGGUAGACGUCGAGGAUUGCAGUAAGGCAACAUGGAUAGUCCAAGAAGAUUGUCUGGCAGUGCUCCGGGAAAUGGGCGUCGUGGAGGAGGCAGGCACAGGGCCUCCUAAGCCAGUGGAAACCCCUCAUGAGGAAGCUGAGGAGAAGGAGGUCAAAGACAUGCCCCGUGUGAGGCUCGACAAGGAAGCUGUGCGGAAGUGGGUGCAAGCUAACAAGAUCGACCUUGAGCGGACCUGUGAUCCGGCUGGAUUCACAGAGGGAUAUGCCAUCAAAGAAGUUGAAGCCGAGGAGGAGGAAUAG